AUGUCUGACUUUUCUACUGAAUCAGUGCCACCAGAGCCGGUAUCGGUGGCACAAGACAAUUGCACGAUUGAUGCGAGCUUGCGUAGCGAUAGCGGUGAGGACAGCUUAUACCAUGACGAGCUCGAGGAUGACGCUGAUAGCGACGACACGGAUAAGUACUGGGCAUGGGCAAAGCAAGCGCGGGAGGAACGGAACAGAACGCCUGUCCUCUAUGAGAUUCCCUUAUUUUGCACUGCAAUCCAGCAACUUCGGUUCCUCACAUCUCCUACCGAGGAUGCGGAGGGCCAAGCUUGGCCUAUCAAGGCUGAGGACCGGUGCAAUAUCCACGGCGACGGCUCUGACUCUGAUCGGCCUUCGUGUUCGGUUUGCGUAGUGGAAGACCAUAUCGAAAUCUUGCAAGGCUGUGUUGAUGCCUGGUUACUGCUUCGAGGGCCGUCGAUGGAUAAAGAGACUUGGUGUCUUCUAGGUCUCUGGAAGCGGACCUGGCACUGGUUUGCUCAGUUCUUAGCCACCUUGGAGGCUUCCGACAAACCAGAUCGUCACCAAGCACUCCGUCUAGCAACGGCCAGUGUAGACAACUGGUCGCCAGGCGCUCGCUUAGACCCGAUCACUUCCAAAAUGUCCCCGACCUGGCGGAAGAAAGCGAACAGUAUCAAAACGGUGAGCUUCACACAUGAUACCCAGGACUUCGACACUCACAAGAGUAGAAAUAGGCUCUCCUAUAACCGAAAGAGCUCACUUUACCAUGCGGGACGAUAUGCCGCCCUAGAUCCCGAGGGUUGGCAAGACACAUCCUGGAUGUCUUCCCUUGAUGCUGGUAUCGCUCAAUUCGCCGACCCGUCGGAGGUUGUGUAUACCGAGGGAAAGGGUUUCUAUUUUCGAAGCGUUAUAUUCAUUUGCCAUGACGCCAACCGCUUCCAGGAGUUCAGCUCCACCCGCGUCUUGAUGAUGUCGGGAAGCACUCCACCUAUAAUUGGAUCAGUGAAUGCAGCAGAGGAUGGUGACCAGGUUCCUCUAUCCUCCUUCACGGAUAUGGAGGACUGGCGUCGGUUCUGCUCCAUGCAUCAAGACGACCCGCGCUUCCAGUCGUUCAAAGAUCUGGCCAUGCCUCAAGUAAUUGACGAUGAUCGCGAAUGGUUCUGA
Messenger RNA from Westerdykella ornata, 1143 nucleotides. RefSeq lists its product as uncharacterized. The transcript has 2 exons. Bases 1 to 1143 code for a protein of 380 amino acids. The record is from RefSeq and is a predicted model, not a curated record. Lineage: Eukaryota; Fungi; Ascomycota; Dothideomycetes; Pleosporales; Sporormiaceae.